Messenger RNA from Heterobilharzia americana, 1014 nucleotides. The record is from the annotation of a GenBank genome assembly. NCBI's taxonomy places the organism in Eukaryota, Metazoa, Platyhelminthes, Trematoda, Strigeidida, Schistosomatidae.
AUGUCCAAUACAAUGUUUAUUGACAAUGAUUCUGGUGAUAUGGUGAAUUGUAGCAUUUCCCAGGAAAUCAGUGUGACGUCAUCGAAAAAAUCUCUUAUUCGAUGUGAAAGAAACAUUGAAACAGGUGAACUUAUUUUAGGACAUAAAGAAUCAGUUCGUGGAAUAACUCCCGGUGCAUUAGGUCAUUUAUUAGAAGCUACCUCAAUAUCCAACCAGCCAUUAUCUCGUAGUGGUCAGUUAGAAUUUCAUAUAAACUUAAAUAUGGUACGCUUAGAUGCGAAGUGUUUUCAGGAUCUAGGUGGACUGAUCACAGAUAUUCGUCUGCUGAAUACAGUUUACAUGCAUCCGGAUAGCUUGAUUGACUUACAGCAUUUAAGAUCGUUUGAAAUUGAAAGUGGGCAAACACCGUUAUACUUGUCCGAUGAUGAUGAUCAUGGGGUUAAUGAUAAUUCAAAAAAUGAUACCUAUAUGAUGGAAGUGGACGAUCUUGUGAAGCCUGAUUCUAUCAAGAAACCUGCAUUUAUUCGUCUACAUCCACUGGAUAAUACAGUACCUAUUAGUUUUAAUCUGAAUACAAAGUGUCAUCAGUGUGAUUUACAGUCUGAUAGCAGUGAUGUUGACGGUAACAGUAGCAGUAGCAGGAGUGGUAGUAGUAGUAGUAGUAGUAGUAGUAGUAGCGGUAGUAAAAGUCUUAGAAGUAUACAAAAGACAGAUAACCUGAUUAUCAUCGUGUUUACAAGUAAGCGUGAUCUACCGUCAACUGGACAACAGAUUUCACCUAAAUUAAGCAUGAUAUUUCCAUACACCUGUCCAGUUAUCAUAGAUGGUAUUGGUUGUCCAAAACAAUCUGACCUAAUCACCAUGAAUCAUGAGGGUUCGAAAUCCUCAUUCAACAUUCCAGUUAUUGAACAAUUAAAAACAAUUACAUUUAUACAAUCUGAAAGUAAACAUACCUUAUCUCUAUCUAUUAUAUUGAUUAUAUGGUGUACAAUUAUUACAAAAGCGUUUUACUAG